GAUACUGUAUGUUCUGUAUACAGCUGUUCUAAGUCAGACAGCCGAAAAAAAAACAUGUUGCUUUUGUAAAAUUAGGAAAAAGUGAAGAGUUCAAUUAAAAACGUUGCCAAAAUGCAAGAAGUUGGGGAUGAAGUGUUCAACUGUAUUGACGAGGCUAAUGCCAUCAUAAACGAUGUUAAAGCACACGUUGCCGAAAUUGUAAUAUCUUCCAAAUUGGUCAGCAGUGCCACGAAGAUUUAUCUGAACAUUCGCACCAUAGAGAGCGCCACCUGCUGCGUACAAGUGACUGGUCGAGGCUUCAAAAUAGUCUCCUCGCAAUACGACACCAUCGAUGAGGAGCCGGCGCUAGGCCCCGAUGGGGAGCCAGAGGAGGAAGAGAUCUUUGAAACACCCUACGCGCUAUUGGAUAAGAUUAGUCCACGUUAUGUGGAGUCGUUUGGCAACAAGCUCUGCCAGCAGCUGCGACAACUGCAGCAAAUGCGCACUGAAUUCCACGAAGAGGACGAGGAGGAGGAUGAAGACGAGUAACCAACUUGGCCUCUUCGAAACAACAACUUUAUACUGAGGCUGUACUCAUUAAACACAAGAUUUUAAUGUUA
This is a messenger RNA of Drosophila arizonae, 599 nucleotides long. Its product is annotated as GSK3-beta interaction protein. Gene Ontology annotation, molecular function: protein kinase A binding; kinase regulator activity. NCBI's taxonomy places the organism in Eukaryota, Metazoa, Arthropoda, Insecta, Diptera, Drosophilidae. The record is from RefSeq and is a predicted model, not a curated record. Gene Ontology annotation, cellular component: cytoplasm. Gene Ontology annotation, biological process: regulation of canonical Wnt signaling pathway.